Striga asiatica is the source of this 2772-nucleotide messenger RNA. NCBI's taxonomy places the organism in Eukaryota, Viridiplantae, Streptophyta, Magnoliopsida, Lamiales, Orobanchaceae. The record is from the annotation of a GenBank genome assembly.
AUGGAGCUCAGGUCUCGUACCCCAGGUUCUUCCUCUUCCAAAGGUAAGGAGAAGCUCCAGUACACAGAGAGUUCGGAUGAGGAUGAUUAUGGUCCGAUCUCUUCGGAUUCGGACUAUAAUGCUACGGUUGAUGGAGGCGAAGGAUUGUCGAACGUGCUUGAAGACCCUAGUGGGGAAGAGGCUGUACACUUAACUUUUUCUUCGGAUUUUACAUCUGAAACUAGUGAUGAUGAACUUCAGCGUGUCUCGAAAAGGAGGAAAAGGAAAAUGAAUACCUCUAAGAGUGGAGAAGGACCGAGUCACAAUGUUCAGGCCAACUAUGAAGGAAAUACAAACACUGUCGAGAUUAAUUCUAGUGGGAUGAAAGAGAAAAAGCGUGGGGGAAGAAGGAAUAAGAAGAAGAAAACUGAUAAACCCAUAUUGAUGUGGGAAGUACAAGAGGAGGAGAUGAAAAGAUGGGUUGACGAGAAUCUUCUUCUCGACACAGACUUGACAAAUCAGAAUGAAAUCGUGACUGAAACUGCAAAGCCUUCAGAUGACUUGAUAAUACCACUGCUCAAAUACCAGCAGGAAUGGCUAGCUUGGGCUUUGAAGCAAGAGGAAUCUAAUGUUAGGGGAGGUAUUCUUGCAGAUGAGAUGGGAAUGGGAAAAACCCUUCAGGCAAUAGCUCUUGUUCUUCUCAAACGAAAUAUCUCGAGAGAACUCGUCCGGCAGCAAUUAUCACCUACAGCCUCACCGAGUUCUUCAAAAGAGCUACCGGCAAUCAAAGGCACACUUGUCAUAUGCCCAUUGGUUGCUGUCAUGCAGUGGGUUAGUGAGAUCGAUAAAUGCACUUCAAAAGGAAGUACCAGAGUGCUCGUCUACCAUGGCGCUAACCGAGCGAAAAAUCAUUACGAGUUUGCCGACUAUGAUUUUGUCAUAACAACAUAUUCGAUUGUUGAGAGGGAAUACAGGAAGUAUGUGAUGCCUCCAAAGGAGAAAUGUCAUUACUGUGGGAAAUUGUUCUAUGAAAAUAAGUUGAAAAUUCAUUUGAAGUAUAUGUGCGGGCCUUUUGCUGUUAGGACAGAAAAGCAGGCAAAGCAGCAGAGGAAAAAUCCAAAGACGAAAAAGCCGGCGGACUCUGAAUGCAGUAAGAAGAAAGGAAAGAAGCAUGACAGUAUUGAGAAGGAAAUGGAGAAUGACUAUCCAGAGGAGGUUACGGAUGAAGAAAGGACGAUUUUGCACUUUGUGAGGUGGGAGCGAAUCAUAUUGGAUGAGGCACAUUAUAUAAAAGACAGGCGCUCUAACACAACUAGAGCUGUCCUUAACUUACAAUCUCGUUAUAAAUGGGCACUAAGUGGCACUCCCCUUCAGAAUAAUGUGGGAGAGCUCUAUUCUCUUGUUCGGUUUCUGCAGAUAGUUCCUUACUCUUAUUACUUGUGCAAGGACUGUGAUUGUCGUCAACUUGAUUACAGUUUAAGGAAUUGCCCAGGCUGUGGUCAUAUAAAUUCUCGGCACUUCUGCUGGUGGAAUAGAUAUAUAUCUUCACCAAUGAAAGAAUCUGGAAAUAAUGGGCGCGGCAGAGAGGCCAUGCUUUUGUUGAAGCACAAAAUUCUCAAAAGCAGUGUGUUAAGACGUACCAAAAAGGGCAGAGCUGCUGACCUGGCGCUUCCAACUAAAAUUGUUACUUUAAGACGCGAUACCCUGGAUGUUGUCGAAGAAGAUUAUUAUACUGCACUGUACAAGGAGAGUCAGGCACAGUUCAACACAUAUGUUGAGGCUGGAACAGUAUUGAAUAAUUAUGCCCACAUAUUUGAUUUGCUAACACGCCUUCGACAGGUAUAUAGUGCUGAGCCAGUUCCCUUAAACACCUUGCCUCAGUUUAAAGAGUACAAAGCUGUUUAUUUUCUUCCCAGUUUGUUCAGAGUUUAUAUUCUGGCAGUUGAUCAUCCAUACCUUGUGGAGUAUUCACUUUCUGCAAUGGAAAGGAAACGUAAAGCAGUUGAAAGUAGCAAUGAUCAGAUAUGUGGUUUAUGUCAUGACCCUGAAGAAGAUACAGCGGUUGCAUCAUGUGGACAUGUCUUCUGCAGAGCUUGUUUGAUUGAUUUUGGUACUAGCAUGGGGCAAAACUCCUGCCCUUCUUGUUCAAAGCCACUUACUGUUGAUUUCACCUCGAAUAAAGAUAGCAAGGAGCAGAGUUCGAAAACAACUGUCAAAGGAUUCAGACGAUCAAGUAUUCUGAAUAGAAUUCAGCUCCAUGAGUUUCAGACAAGUACUAAAAUAGAAGCCUUGAAAGAAGAAAUCAGGUGUAUGAUUGAAAGAAAUGGUUCUGCCAAGGGAAUUGUCUUCAGCCAAUUCUCGUCUUUUCUGGAUCUCAUACACUACUCCCUUCAAAAGUCUGGAGUAAGCUGUGCUCAAUUAGAUGGGUCCAUGUCCAUGGGGGCCCGAGAUUCUGCAAUUAAAAGAUUUAUCGAGGACCCUGAUUGCAAAAUCUUCCUAAUGAGCUUGAAAGCAGGAGGCGUAGCCCUCAAUCUCACAGCCGCAUCACAUGUUUUCUUGAUGGAUCCUUGUUGGAACCCAGCUGUCGAGAGGCAGGCUCAGGAUAGAAUAUACCGAAUAGGACAACAUAAACCAAUCCAGAUAUUCAGAUUUAUUAUUGAAAAUACUGUUGAGGAGAGGAUAUUGAAGAUGCAGGAGAAGAAGGAACUGAUGUUUGAAGGGACUGUGGGAGGAUCUUCCGAGGCUCUAUCGAAACUGACCGUUGAUGAUUUGAAGUUUCUGUUCGUGACAUAA